Messenger RNA from Sorghum bicolor (sorghum), 943 nucleotides. Its product is annotated as ubiquitin-conjugating enzyme E2 variant 1C. Gene Ontology annotation, biological process: protein K63-linked ubiquitination; DNA damage tolerance. Bases 168 to 614 code for a protein of 148 amino acids. Gene Ontology annotation, cellular component: nucleus. Lineage: Eukaryota; Viridiplantae; Streptophyta; Magnoliopsida; Poales; Poaceae. The transcript is spliced from 4 exons. The record is from RefSeq and is a predicted model, not a curated record.
GAAAGAAAUUGCAUUCCAUUUUUCCGUGAAAGAGAGGCAAAAAAAAGGUGCGCGUGGAACUUUCCCUUUCUUCGCCGAAGCCGAGCGAAAGAAACCCCAAGCCCAACCCCAUCUCUCUCUCUCUCUCUCGGCCUCGCCCACCCCCUCGAUCGAUCGGCCGGUCGGCGAUGACGCCGGGAAGCUCGGCCGCCGGAUCCGGCGUCGUCGUUCCUCGGAACUUCAGGCUCCUAGAAGAGCUUGAGCGUGGAGAGAAGGGCAUUGGAGAUGGUACAGUGAGCUAUGGAAUGGAUGAUGCAGAUGACAUCUACAUGCGAUCAUGGACUGGCACUAUUAUUGGCCCACAUAAUACUGUCCAUGAGGGUCGCAUCUACCAGCUGAAGUUGUUCUGUGACAAGGACUACCCCGAGAAGCCACCAUCUGUUCGAUUUCAUUCAAGAAUAAACUUGACAUGUGUUAAUCAUGAAACUGGAGUGGUUGACCCGAAGAAGUUUAGUGUUCUGGGAAACUGGCAGCGUGAGUACACAAUGGAAUACAUCCUAACCCAUCUCAAGAAAGAGAUGGCAUCCCCACAGAACCGCAAGCUAGUACAGCCUCCGGAGGGGACAUUCUUCUAAAGACGCCAGCAACUCAUGUCCUUCCAUGGUGACUCAGGAAACAGCUUCCGCACCUGGUUUCUAUAUAUCUUAUAUAUGUCUAGUUUAAUCUCCCAGAUAUCUGUGAACCACCGAGAUCGAGUACAAGCAGACUUGGUUCAUUACAAUUUGCACGGUGGUUGCUAAAGAUAUGGGAUGAAACGGUUGCUGGUUUGGCUGCUAUUAAGGUUGUGUAAUCUGCUGGGCAAUUUCAGCUUCUUAAUGCCAUUGUUAUGAUGAAUCUUUGGCCUUUUGCAGUUGUGCUGCCUUAACUUUGAUCAUAAGCUGCAUAUCUGCCCAAUUUUUUUGAA